UGCUAGAUCCGGGCCCCGGGUCCCCAGAGAGGUGAGGGGGCUGCAGGCGGGCGCUCGGCGCCUCGCUGCUUGGGAUGGUGGUGUCGCGGGCGCCAGGCGGAGCUCUCGCCCUGCGCUGGAGCUAAGCGGCGUUCUGGAUUGUCGUAGCUUUGCUGGGCCUGGGGACCGCGGGGCCGCCGCCGAGCCGGAGCCUCUGGGCCUUUCGCGCGCGUGGGCAGGUUCACCUCUAACCAUACCUGCGAGCGGCGCUGUGGCCUUCCCCGGCUGUCCCCUCUGGGUCCCAACGAGAUGGUCGAGGUCGGUCUCAGCCAGGUGCAGAGGCCGGAGGGCUGGUGCAGGCGCCUCGCCAGACAGCGUCAACUUCGAGGGAUGCCUCUCCGCCAGCCCGCUUCGUCGGAGACCCCGUGUGCUCGCUCCUGAAAUAAAAGAAGUAAUUUCUUCCCGGACCUUGUGGCUUUUCGCCUUUGCCAGACAGUGCAAAAGAGUGACUGACCAACUCCACCCCAGGGUUUGCAGUAGAGGCUCGUGAAUGACAGGCGCGUGUCUGCAUCCCGGCCCCCCGGACGGUCUCAGGAGAGCGGCCCCGGCAGGAUCCGUGGGGCGUUCAGAGAGAGGGGUCGUCAGUGCAUGAUCCCAGAGGUCUGACCUGUUUCCAAGGAGGGAAGUUGUGUCCCGAGCCCCAGCAUGGCAGCUAAAAUGGAGAUCACCUUGAGCUCCCACCCGCAGGCCUCCUCCAAGCAGGAGAGACACAUAAUAGCAAAGCUGGAAGAGAAGCGGGAGCCCGCUCCCCAGAAAAGCCGGCCGGACCCGGAGCUGUCCCGCCAGAGCUUCCGGCGGUUUUGUUACCAGGAGGUGUCGGGGCCCCAGGAGGCGCUGGCGCAGCUCCGCCUGCUGUGCCGCCAGUGGCUGCAGCCCGAGCUGCACACCAAGGAGCAGAUCCUGGAGCUGCUGGUGAUGGAGCAGUUCCUGACCAUCCUGCCCCCGGAGCUGCAGGCGCGGGUCAGGCGGCGGCGCCCAGGGAGCAGCAAGGAGAUGGUGAGCCUGGUGGAGGAUUUCCAGAGGGCAGCCAAGAAGCCAAAGCAGUGGGUGGCCGUGUGCAUGCAGGGGCAGAAGGUGCUCUUUGAGAAAACUGGAUCCCAGCUUGAAGAGGAGCUGCCAGACCUCCCCCCACACGCUCCUAGGCGAGAUCUCAGGGAAGACUGUGUGGAGGAGCUUUCCCAGGCAGAAUCCCAUGACCGGGUGAGCCCCCAUCAGUGGGAGAAAUCCCCACUCCUCCAGGAACCAGCCCCCAGGGUGGCUGGAGCAGAGGCCCCCAGAGUGGGAAGUGACAACAAGGAGAACCCUCAGCCGGAAGGGGCUAAAGGAGCAAAGCCAUGCGCGGCAUCAGCCGGCAGGUCCAGGGGCGGUGGGCUGCAGAGUCCCGAGCCCCGAGGGGCGAGCCUGGCUGAGCCCCGGCUGUCCCGGAGGCAGGGCGGCUCCCAAAGUGCCCAGAAGCCAUUUGCUCACUACCAGAGACACUGCAGGGAACUGGACCACAUCAGCAGCCCCCUAAAAACGCACCCGCUGAGGGAGCUGAAGAAGAGCAAAGGAGGCCGAAGAGGCCUGAGCGGCCGCCUGCCGCGGCUCGGCCACCCGGCGCCGCGCUCGGCCAGGAAGCCCUACAGGUGCGACGACUGUGGGAAGAGCUUCACGUGGAACUCGGAGCUGAAGAGACACAAGCGCGUGCACACGGGAGAGAGGCCCUACGCCUGCGGGGAGUGCGGCCACUGCUUCGGGCGCCAGUCGACCCUCAAGCUGCACCAGAGGAUCCACACCGGCGAGAAGCCCUACCAGUGCAGCCAGUGUGGGAAAAGCUUUCGCCAGAGCUCCAACCUUCACCAGCAUCACCGGCUCCACCACGGCGACUGAGCGCGCCCGGCGCCAGGAGGGUCUUCGGGUUUCCCCUCCCCUUCCCCGCAUGGAAGCCACAGACCGCGUGACUUGCAGGACAGCAGGGGCCCUGGAGGGGUGCGGGUGCCCAUCUGGCCGGUGAGGAGCCUGGCACAGGCUGACCGGGAUCCUGACCGGGCCCAGUGCUGGGAGGAAGAGCCGGCGGCUGUGGGCGGGGGCCGUCUGCAGCAGGUGGCAGGCAGCUCCCGAGGGAGAAGCUGGGUGACCCCACGGGGCCCUGACCGUCCUGUCGCCCUCUGUUGCUUUAUUUGUCUUCUCAAAUACUAAAAGGUAGACUGUGUAUGUCGUGCGUUUCCUGUCAGGCCAGACAAUCAGGUGGUCCAGCAGGACUCCAGGCAGCCAAGCCCCAGCGCUCUGUGAUACCCAGCUGUGCUUAAGCGGAGGAGUUGAUCAUUUGUGUGAGCAGAGGGUUUCCAAGUAAUUAGAUCCAGAAAGAAAGAAAAAGUGUGGCGAGGGAUCCUUUUCUGCUGAACACCUCUGAUUUAGAAGAAGAUCCACGUGGUUGCUUUGUCCCUAGCCCGAGAGGUAGGGAAACUACCUGACCCUGACCCUGACCCUGACCCUGACCCUGACCCUAACCCUAACCGAGGCCAGAGACUGCUCGGGGACACCAGGGGUCCUCCCCGCUCCGCCUGCUCGCCGAGGCCGCUGGUUUGAGGAACGACAGAAGGGAUGGGGUGACGACGUGUUCUGAAGUUGGAUUGUGCUUGCAGAGCUUGGGUUCACUUGAUGGUAUGUAAAUUGUGCCUCACGAGUGUUCUAAAACAUAAGAGAGUAUAUUUCUAUAAAAUGCUCAAGUCCUGGACCUGGGCCCUGGGAAAUCCUCUAAUCCUCCCUCCUCGUUUUCUCAAAGUACAAAUAAAACCCAGGCAGUACGAAAGUGUUAGUCACCCGGGCAGCCAGCCAUUCCUCAGUGUGGGGGAAUCGGGCCGAUCCGAUCCGUGUGCACCGCCUGCGGAAACAGGCAGGCAGGCGCCCCGGGCGCUCUUAUGCCCCCAGAAUCCCAUGUCAGUGCACACUCUGCCUUUGAACACUCUCCCGUUUGCAUCUGGGCCUGUGACACCCCCGUGUCCCCUCCCUGUCUUCCCCCAGCCGCCUGGGCACAGCUUUGCUGGCUGAGCCUCUGGGGAGGGAGGGCUGCCCGAGACCUCUAGAGGAGUGGACGCUGGGGUCCUGCUGAGUGCCCCCUAGUGCCCAGGAUGCCCCACAGCAGUCACGCGGCUCAGCCGCAGUAGGGCUGCGGUGGGGAGACUGCUCCCUGCACGCUGCGUGGGGAGAACGACCUCAUUUUCCACUCUUGUAGCUUUUAGACUCGGCCCGUGUCCAGCUGAAAGAAACGGAUACUAGCUGAGACCCUCGCUUUCCACUCAGGGCCCAUUUUGGCCUGAAUGCAGUGACCCUGGGCGCAGUGGGUGGGCAGCACUUGUGUUUGGGGCAGAGGCGCAUUGAAAGCCCCGUGGCUUCCUCAUAGCUGUGGUGGCCCUGGAGGCCUCCCUCCCAGCUCCUGUGCUGACCACCACGGGACCCCUCUUCAAAUUCAGCUGCCUGCUAGCGCACUGCAGUCUGCAGCCUCCCUGGUCAGGGCCUCUGGGUUUCUCAUCUGUUCCCCCAUCCCUCGCCCCACCCUCUCUUUCUAGGCCAAAUUUCACUGUUGUCUCUUAAGUUCCAAGUCAUGGUCAUGUGUGUGUCUGUUCCUGCUGAUGCUGUAACAAAUGCCCGCAAACUCGGUGGCCUAACACAAGCUUCUCCAGUUCUGGAGGUCGGAAGUCCAGCGUGAGUCUUGCUCAGCCAAAAUCCAGCUUUCUGGAGGGCUGGGCCCUUCCAGAGGCUCUGAGAGCGAAUCUGGCUCUGGGACUUGUUCAGCUUCUAGUUGCCACCUGUGCUCUGUGGCUCAUGGGCCCCUCCAGUGUCCCGCAGUCUCUCGUUACAUCACCUGCUCCUCUGACCCGGACGCUCCCACCUCCCUCCUCUGAGGACGGUUGGGAUUCUCCUGGGCCCAGGAUGAUCUUCCCAUCUUAACACCCUUAACUUAGUAACAGCCGGGAAGCCCACGGGCCACAUAAGGGACGGUGCCAGGUUCCAGGACCUAGGAUGUGGACAUGUUUGGGGCCUGAUGAUGCCCGCCAGGCAGGUCCAUCUCGAGUCAAGCUGCUCCAUCCGAGAGGACCCCUGCCUGAGAGAAAGAGCGUGCGUUUGCACUUCCCUUAGCUAUAAAGCUUGGCACAGGGCCCUUCCUGCAAUGAGAGCUUGUGCUUGCUCAGUGUGCUUCACAAGGAGCCGUGUGUGUCUGUGUGUGUGUUUGCGUGUGUGCGUGUAUGUGUGUGCGCACGUGUGUGUGUGUGUUUCCACUCUUAUUACAGAAUUGAUAAAUGUUUAAUCUUGGUGUCUUUGGAUGAUGAACUGUCAACCGUGGACCCUGAAUAAAUGUGACAAAAUCACCA
This is a messenger RNA of Oryctolagus cuniculus (rabbit), 4391 nucleotides long. It is a transcript of the gene ZNF174, whose product is annotated as zinc finger protein 174. NCBI's taxonomy places the organism in Eukaryota, Metazoa, Chordata, Mammalia, Lagomorpha, Leporidae. The record is from RefSeq and is a predicted model, not a curated record.